AUGAUUGACCUAGAACAAAAGGUCUGGUUUGAUACCAUUGAGACAAAUCUCCUAUGCAAAACUAUAGGAAUCAGCAAGGAGACCAAGAUACUUGGUAUCAUCACCAAGAUGAAGAACAGUGGGCUGCUCCUAGACAAGAAUAACUUCAUAUUCGGACACAACACAGGGGGAGCUGAAACCAGCUCAUCUACACAGCUCUACCAACUUAGUAAAAACAUUGAUCAGUACAGAUUGGAUCUUUUGGGGAUCACCGAGACUCACAUGCCUGGAUCUGGCACCACUCUACUGGACAAUGGCAGUCUACUCAUCUAUUCCGGUAGAGUCGACGGGAUCAAGAGACAGGGAGUCGGUCUCAGUCUUUCAAAACGAAUCAGAAACUCCCUGAUAUCGUUCACUCCCACAUCGGAGCGGGUUUUAACUGCUAGGCUGCAUAGUAAGCAAAUCAACAUCUCUGUUGUUGUGGCCUAUGCUCCAACUGAGGGUGCAGAGGAGAGUGAGAAAGAUAAGUUUUAUAGGACACUCACAGAUACAUUUGAUGGGCUACCUCGUCACGAUAUCAAGUUACUGCUCGGCGAUUUUAAUGCAAAAGUAACAUCAGGCAGAUAUGGAAGUGAAGCGGUCAUCGGUGGGGAAUCACUCCAUAGCUCAUCAAAUGACAACGGGACAAGACUUGUGGAUUUCUGUGCGACGAACCAGCUUGUCAUCGGGGGAACUCUCUUCGAGCACAAGAACAUUCACAAGGGAACAUGGCGGUCCCCCAACGGGCUCACCGUCAAUCAGAUAGAUCAUAUCUGCAUUGGAAAGCGGUUUCGUCAGUCACUUUUUGAUGUUAGGGUAUGUCGCGGGGCAGACAUCGGCUCCGAUCAUUAUCUGGUUCUAGGACUGCUGAAAAUCAAACUUCAGUCAGUGACAAAGAUCAACGCCAACAGGCCCAAUGUGCCUGCCAUUGAGCGCCUGAGGGAUAGUACUACGGUUUUAGAGUACAAUGUGGCUCUUCAAAACCGAUUUGCAAGUCUGGAUAGUGAGGUCGACCUCGAGGAUAUGUGGCGUAAUCUCAGUCAGACCGUCACUGAUGUCUCACUGGAGGUACUAGGCAAAAGACCCCGGAAGGCAAAGGAGCAACACCUGUCACGGAAGACCAAGGAUUUAUUGACUCAGCGGGCACAGUUUAAGCGCAAAGACCCAAACUCGGACACUAACAGGUCAGAGUAUUCUAAACUUAAUAAGUUAGUCAAGAAAAGCAGCAAGCUAGACGACAAUAACUGGGCAGUUAGAGUAGCUACUGAUCUUGAGGAAGCAGCGAGCAAAGGUCAGCAGCGUGAGGUAUGGGCAAAGAUCAAGAAGAUCUCUGGUAAGAACAAGAAGCCUCAAGCAUCUUGUGUCCGGGACAAGGACGGUAGGAAGAUCACGGAUCCCCAACAGCAGAGGGAUAGGUGGAAGGAGCACUUUACUGAACUUCUGAACCCCCCAUCAUCAAGUGUCAACCUUGCCGACCUUGAUACAGUACCACCCCAACCCCACUUUAACUCUCUCUCUUGUUCGGAUGGACCACCCACCAGAGACGAGAUUAGUUAUUCCCUGACAAAGCUUAAGAACAACAAAAGCCCAGGAGUGGACGGGAUAACUAACGAGCAACUGAAGUAUGGUGCGAGUGCUCUAGUUGAUCAACUAGAGUGUCUAUUCAAGAAAGUGUGGGAAGAAGAGACUGUUCCUGAAGAUUGGUUAAAGGGUGUGAUCAUUGUUAUUGGGAAGAAAGGAGACACUUCAGUCUGCGGGAACAACAGAGGGAUCACCUUAAGGUCUACAGCAUCCAAGCUUUUUCAGAUGAUUCUUCUUAAGCGGUUACAUGCUGGUAUGGAGUGUCUCCUCAGGGAGAAUCAGUGCGGAUUUAGACAGAACCGCUCAUGUAUUGAUCAGAUUUAUUCUCUCCGAACUAUUAUUCAUAACUGUCUUGAGUUUAACAUUCCUCUUUACAUUAAUUUUGUGGAUUUCAAGGCAGCGUUCGAUUCUAUCAGAAGGGACUUUAUUUGGUGCAGUAUGAGACACUAUGGGCUGCCUGAAAAAUAUCUGACUCACCAGCAACAAUGCAAGUCCAAGAAGAAAGAAGGAGAGACACUGUCCGUUAUCUGGGUGUGCCACCACCGACAGUGCUCCCACUUCUGUGGGGCCGAGGGUGUUGGCUCCAAGAACCAGCCGUGA
Messenger RNA from Bolinopsis microptera, 2199 nucleotides. RefSeq lists its product as uncharacterized. The record is from RefSeq and is a predicted model, not a curated record. Gene Ontology annotation, molecular function: catalytic activity. Lineage: Eukaryota; Metazoa; Ctenophora; Tentaculata; Lobata; Bolinopsidae. Bases 1 to 2199 code for a protein of 732 amino acids. The transcript is spliced from 4 exons.